Pollicipes pollicipes is the source of this 1144-nucleotide messenger RNA. RefSeq names its product C-factor. The record is from RefSeq and is a predicted model, not a curated record. Gene Ontology annotation, molecular function: oxidoreductase activity. Lineage: Eukaryota; Metazoa; Arthropoda; Thecostraca; Pollicipedomorpha; Pollicipedidae. Gene Ontology annotation, cellular component: cytoplasm.
AAAAACACUAAGAAAUACCCAAGUUUCAGACACUGAUCUGUGCUGCCAGCCCAGAUCAUCUUGCCCAUCUACCUUCAGAUGCAAAAGUUUUGAUUACUGAUCUGCUGUGAAAUUUGCCAUGAAAGUGCAUCGUAGGAUACUGACCAAGGCUGAUCUAAUAGUGCAACUGGUGAGAACUGGCCAAAUGUGCGCCUUGUGUUCAGCAGUCUGCUCCUUCAUAGAGGACCUCAGUCUGUGUGGGGGCAUAAAAUGAUCAGUUGUGCCCAACACAUCCACAGCAAGCAUUGAGCAAAACCACAAGAACAGACAUUGCAGCUCCCAGCACAGUUUGGCUGUUUGUUAGCAGCAUAUGGUUUAUCUGAAUUGGACUUGACCCCUAAGACUAGCCAUGGUGGCAGUGCUGGUCCAAGGGGCGUCGCGUGGCCUGGGGCUGCAGUUUGUGCGGGCGCUGGCGGCGCGCGACUCCGUGGGCGCCGUGGUGGCCACCUGCCGGCAACCGGAGCAGGCCGAUGAGCUGCGUGCUCUGCCCAAGGUGCACGUGCUGCCGUUGGACGUGACGAACGAGGCGAGUGUGCGCGCCGCGGCCGCCCAAGUGAGCCGCUCGGUCGCCGGCCUGGACCUGCUGAUCAACUGCAGCGCCAUGCUGCACCCGUCUGGCCGCGGCGAGACCAGCCUGCGGGACGUCAGUGCCGAGGGAUUAGAGAAGACCUUCAUGACGAACACUUUCGGCCCCCUGCUGGUGGCAAAGCACUUCGCGCCGCUGCUACAAAAAGGGUCGGGUGCCCUCGGCGUUCAGUCAACGGACCCGAAACAGAAGCACGCAUCCAUAUUAGUGAAUAUGACAGCCAAGGUCGGAUCAAUUGGUGGAACGGUGGACACGGAUCUCUCUCGGCCAUAUCACAAGAAUGUGCCGAAGGACCAGCUGUUCUCUACCCAGAAGUCUGUGGACUGCCUGCUGUCCAUUGUUGAUAAACUCGCCGUCGUUGACACUGGCAAAGUAUUUGUGUGGAGCGGGGACCCACUGCCGUUCUAGCUGUCCUGUUGGUGUGGAGCGGGACCGCCGCUAGUCGUACGUAUGGUAGCGAGUGGUAAAUGGGUGCGCUUACCGGCUCUAGACUGCGUGUAAUACAAGCAAUUGCUGCGA